Magallana angulata is the source of this 826-nucleotide messenger RNA. RefSeq names its product nucleoside diphosphate kinase homolog 5-like. The coding region runs from base 49 to 693 and encodes 214 amino acids. Gene Ontology annotation, biological process: CTP biosynthetic process; spermatid differentiation; UTP biosynthetic process. The record is from RefSeq and is a predicted model, not a curated record. The transcript has 5 exons. Gene Ontology annotation, molecular function: nucleoside diphosphate kinase activity. Lineage: Eukaryota; Metazoa; Mollusca; Bivalvia; Ostreida; Ostreidae.
CGCGACUUGCGUUUGCUAAGCAACAAGACGCCAUUGACAAGCAGAAAAAUGACAGGUGAAAAGGCUACGAUGGAUGCUCCUCAGAUAUAUGUGGAAAGAACUCUUGCUAUUGUAAAACCCGAUGCUAUUCACAAAUCAGAAGAAAUAGAAGAUAUCAUCUUAAGAUCAGGAUUUGCCAUUUUGCAGAAAAGGCGUGUACACUUAACACCAGAACAAGCUAGUGAUUUUUACGCCGAGCAUUAUGGAAAAAUGUUCUUUCCAAGUCUGGUUGCUUACAUGAGCAGUGGACCAGUAUUGGCCAUAGUGAUAGCAAGAGACCAGGCAAUUUCAUAUUGGAGAGAAUUAAUUGGACCAACCAAUGCUCUGAAAGCCAGACAGACUCACCCUGACUGUUUAAGAGCUGUGUAUGGAACAGAUGAUCAGCGCAAUGCCCUUCACGGCAGUGACAGUUUCUCUAGCUCUGAGAAAGAAAUCAGGUUUUUCUUCCCUGACAGUGUUAUUGAGCCAGUUCCUGUCGGACAAGCAGCCAAAGAUUACCUGGCUAAAUCUGUCAACCCCUGCCUGCUGAAGGGACUCACAGAACUCUGCAAACAGAAGCCCAUUGAUCCAGUGAUCUGGUUGGCUGAUUGGCUACUAGAAAAUAAUCCCAACAAACCCAAAGUCAGACAAAUGGUUGUUCAGGAGCCAAACUAAGAGAAAAUAAACUGUUUUUUUUUAAUGAUAUAAUAAUCAUUCGUAAUGUCAUUUUUGUCCUGUGAUAUUUCAUAUGUUCAUUAACUAUACAUGUACAAUAUACAUAUGUUGUAAAUAAAUCAUUAUUAAUUGA